Zingiber officinale is the source of this 2049-nucleotide messenger RNA. RefSeq names its product phosphoinositide phospholipase C 6-like. The record is from RefSeq and is a predicted model, not a curated record. Gene Ontology annotation, biological process: lipid metabolic process; phosphatidylinositol-mediated signaling. Gene Ontology annotation, molecular function: phosphatidylinositol-4,5-bisphosphate phospholipase C activity. The transcript is spliced from 9 exons. Bases 43 to 1809 code for a protein of 588 amino acids. NCBI's taxonomy places the organism in Eukaryota, Viridiplantae, Streptophyta, Magnoliopsida, Zingiberales, Zingiberaceae.
UGAAAAGCCAGCUAGAGAGAGAGACACUGACAGAAGAGGGAGAUGGGGAGCUACCGGUGCUGCUUCUUUUUCACGAGGAAAUUCCGAUGGAGCGAGGCCCAGCCGCCGGAGGACGUGAAGGCUGCGUUCGCGAGGUACGCGGAGGGCGGGGUGCACAUGAGCGCCGACCAGCUACGGCGGUUCUUGGAGGAGGCGCAGGGCGAGAUCGGUGCCACCGUCGCCGACGCCGAGCGGGUCAUCGAGCAGGUACGCCUGCUUAGCCGGCACCCGCACCUCUCCAAGAUCUCUCGGACGGCCUUCCUCACCCUCGAAGAUUUCCAUCACUACCUCUUCUCUGUGGAGCUCAACCCUCCCACUCAGUCUCAGGUUCAUCAUGAUAUGACAGCUCCAAUGUCCCACUACUACAUAUAUACAGGUCAUAAUUCAUAUUUAACAGGUAACCAGCUUAGCAGUGAUUGCAGUGAUGUUCCAAUUAUUAAAGCUCUUCAGAGAGGUGUGCGAGUAAUAGAGCUGGAUAUCUGGCCAAAUUCUGCAAGAGAUAACAUCAAUGUUCUUCAUGGAAGGACAUUAACUUCUCCAGUGGAGCUAAUCAGAUGCUUAAAAUCCAUCAAAGAACAUGCCUUCUCUGCAUCUUCAUAUCCUCUUAUCAUAACUCUAGAAGACCACCUUACUCCUGAUCUUCAGGCUAAAGUGGCCAAGAUGGUAACAGAAACAUUUGGAGAAAUGCUAUACUACCCAGACUCAGAUAUUCGGAAAGAAUUUCCUUCACCAGAAUCUCUAAAGAAAAGAAUUAUUAUUUCCACCAAACCACCAAAAGAGUACCUUGAAUCAAAAAAUUUUAAGGAUGGUGAUGUUCAGAAAGAUUCAAAUGAUGAAGCAUGGGGAAAUGAGGUCCCAGAUCUGCAAGAUGAGAUUGAAUCUGCUACUAAGAAUGAAACUUCUAAUGAUGAUAAAGUUCAAGAUGAGGACCCUGCAGUAGAUGACGAGGAUCUGCCUCCGCCACUUGAAUAUAAGCGUUUAAUCACUAUCAAGGCUGGCAAACCUAAGGGUCAAAUGAGCGAAGCACUAAAAGUUGAUCCUGAUAAAGUAAGACGCCUAAGUCUGAGUGAACAGGAACUUGUCAAAGCAGCAGCAGCUCACAGAGAGGAUCUAAUUAGGUUUACUCAGAAAAACAUUCUUAGGAUAUAUCCAAAGGGCACACGCUUUAAUUCUUCUAAUUACAAUCCAUUCAUUGGCUGGAUUCAUGGUGCUCAGAUGGUUGCAUUCAACAUGCAGGGAUAUGGCAGAUCAUUGUGGCUGAUGCAUGGAUUCUUCAAGGCUAAUGGAAGUUGUGGAUAUGUAAAGAAGCCGGAUUUCUUGCUGAAAGCUGGUCCAACCGGUGAUGUUUUUGAUCCUAAAGCUUCUUUACCUGUGGUAAAAACUUUGAAGGUGAAAGUUUAUAUGGGAGAUGGGUGGCGUAUGGAUUUUAGUCAGACUCAUUUCGAUACCUAUUCUCCUCCAGAUUUUUACACAAGGGUGGGAAUAGCUGGAGUUCCAGCUGACACCACAAUGAAGAAAACAAAGGCAAUAGAGGACAACUGGACACCAUCUUGGGAUGAAGAGUUUAGUUUCCCUUUGACCGUACCUGAAAUCGCAUUGCUUCGUAUUGAAGUACACGAGUAUGACAUGUCCGAUAAAGAUGACUUUGGCGGACAGGCUUGCUUGCCUGUAUCAGAAUUGAGAUCAGGGAUCCGAGCUGUGCCACUUUUUGACCAGAAGGGAAACAAAUACAAUUCUGUGAAGCUCAUGAUGCGGCUUGAAUUCAUAUAAUACUUGUUGGGGUUCUUAAGUACAGUUGAUUUAAUUGUUCUUUCCUUGUUUAUAUCGUUAUGGGAUGUAAUUAAUUAUGAGUGAGAAGCAAUCCUUUUGGUGGAAUUAGUUGUGUUGUGGGCAUAAUUGGAGAAUGGCUUGUGUGAAUUAUUUGUUUUUAGAUAUGCCCCGAAUUAAAAGAUUCUAACAAACUAUGCUUUGUGGUAUUGUAUAGCAAGGUUUCAGGUUUGGUUUAUUUUA